Mobula hypostoma (lesser devil ray) is the source of this 3128-nucleotide messenger RNA. RefSeq names its product ubiquitin carboxyl-terminal esterase L1 (ubiquitin thiolesterase) (gene uchl1). The transcript is spliced from 9 exons. Gene Ontology annotation, cellular component: cytoplasm. NCBI's taxonomy places the organism in Eukaryota, Metazoa, Chordata, Chondrichthyes, Myliobatiformes, Myliobatidae. The coding region runs from base 1 to 675 and encodes 224 amino acids. Gene Ontology annotation, molecular function: cysteine-type deubiquitinase activity. Gene Ontology annotation, biological process: protein deubiquitination; ubiquitin-dependent protein catabolic process. The record is from RefSeq and is a predicted model, not a curated record.
AUGGAGUGGAAAGCAAUGGAAAUCAACCCCGAGACGCUGAAUAAAUGCCUCUCUCGUCUGGGUGUGGCUUCCAGUUGGAAGUUCGUAGAUGUGUUGGGUCUGGAAAACGAAUCCCUAUCCAUGGUACCAUCGCCCGUAUGCGCCCUGCUGCUUCUCUUUCCUCUCAGUCAACAGCAUGAAUCGCACAGAAACCGUCAAACUUCAGAACUGAGUGGGAAGGGCAUUGACUCAAAAAUCUACUUUGUGGCACAGUCUAUUUCAAAUUCCUGUGGCACUAUUGCACUUGUGAACACUGUUGCCAACAAUCAAGAUAAACUUGAGUUUGUUGAAGGUUCAAUAUUGAAGAAAUUUCUCAAUGGAACUGCAGAUCUUUCAGCUAAGGAAAGAGCAAAGCAAUUAGAACAAAAUGAGGAGAUACGUGCAGCACAUGAUGCCACUGCAGAUGAAGGAGAGUGUCGGUUGCAUGAAGAUGGUACGAACUUCCAUUUUAUCACUUUUGUUGGCGUAGAUGGACACCUCUAUGAACUAGAUGGAAGGAUGCCAUUUCCAAUUGACCAUGGAGAAACAUCAAAAGAUAGUUUAAUGCAGGAUGCAGCAAAAAUAUGCAGACAAUUCAUGGAACGUGAUCAAGGAGAAGUUCGCUUUACUGCUGUGGCACUUUGCAAAGCCUCAUGAAUGGGGGAUGGGGAAGUAAACAAUAAGCACAGCACUGCAGUUUAAAUUGCUAUUCUAAGCUCAAUGUUUUAGCUUAAAUCACUUGUGUAUAUUGAAGAAGUUUAAGUGCAGCCUUUUUACACGUAUAGUAAGAAUGGUUGAAGUUCAAUGGUUAGUACAGUGCCUUGCAGAUAUUUUCAGCUCCCAACCUCUCAUAAAUGAGUAUUACGAUGAGGGAUUUUGAUCAAUUUAGUUGAGUAUUUGUGAACCACAUGUUUAUUUUGGACAAAUUGUUAAGCAUGAAAAUCUAAAUUCAAGAACUGAAAUGUCAGCAGUUCAAAAGUAUUCAUUCCCCCUUUGCUCAGUACUUAAUUGAACCACCUCUUGCAGUUGUUACAGCUAGUAGUCUUUUUGGAUGUCUCUAUUAGCUUGGUACAAUGUGAUGGGGCAAGAUUUGCCUAUUCCUCCUUGGGAAAAUUGCUCAAGCUGUGCCAGUUUAGUUGGGGAGCAGUGUUGGACAGCAAUCUUGAGGUCUUGGAACAGAUGUUCAAUUGGGUUAAGGUCAUUACUUGCACUGGGCCACUCAAGGAUAUCAAUUUUCUUCAGUUGAAGCCACUUCAUGGUUGCUCUGGCAGUGUGCUUUGGGUUGUCCUGCUGCAGGACUAACUGGCUUUGUGUGCGGGGUGGGGGGAUUGAGUUUGCCCCACCACCCCCCAUCUUGAUUUACUUGCAAACAUUUGAUCAACAUGCAAAGAGACAUUGUCAAUGUGCUGUUGAUUGUGGUGUCCUCCAAAUGCUUGGCCUUUAUAAAAAUGACAAUCAGCUGAAUCAACAUUUCAGAAACUCAGUUGUGAUGUGAGAAGGAAAUCUCAUCGCUGAUUGGCUGUGUGGCAAACUUUGUGUGUUGUCGUCUGGAAUUUUGCCUGCAUCGGCUCGUAAAUAGGAUAGACGCCUGUAAGCAAUUUGUCUACAGAAUUGUUCAUGGAAAACCAUGCUUCUAGGAAUUCUCCUGCAUGCUAUGUGUUUGCUUCGUGCAAUAACUCACUGAUGCCCAGUUGAGUUUGUGCCCCUUGAUCUUCAUGGGUGGAGACUAGGGAGAGGUCGUCAUAUUGCUUUACAGCCAGAUGAUAUUUGUGGAUUCUUAUGGAGAGGUUUCUCACAAUUUGGCUGAUGUAAUAUUUGCUACAAUCCCUGCAUUGGAUUUUGUAGACCACAUUGGUCUUGUCUAAGCUUGGUUCAUUCUUUGUCUGCAAAGUACUCUCCUCAAUGUUGCAGUUGACUUGUGCAUGACUGAACUUCUGUUCUUGGAGCAGUCCUCAAUCCCCAUUGCAUGAUGUUGCCUCCACUAUAUUUUACAGUAGGGAUGGUGUUACCUGGGCGAUACACAGCAUUAGAUUUAUGCCCAUGCACUGUUUAGUGCUGAGCCAAAAUGUUCCAAUUUUGUCUCAUCUGACAAGACCUACUUUCACAUCUUUACAGUAUCUCCUAAGUGAAACUUUGCAACAUCUUUAUGGGCAAAGAUGUUUUUAAGCCGAGACUACUUCCUUGCCACUUUUCCAUUUAAAAACCCUUUUUAUACAAAGCCUUAGAGUGGGGAACCAUGAUCUUUUUCUCCAGUUGCAGCCACUGACUUCUGCUGCUAACUCUGACUGUUGGGAUCAGAGUAGCCUCUUAAAAUGCCUUUCUUCAGUGUCUUAAGUUCACAGGGAUGGCUUGACCUACACUAUGGCUGUAGUUUCUUUUUUUUCCCCACUUUUUCAUGAUGGACUGCACUGAGCUUGGAGGUAUGUUCAGUGCCUUUGAGAUGGUCUUGUACCCUUCCCCAGAUUUGUGCUUCACUUUUUUUUUAAUCUUCCUGACUUGUCUUGAAUGCUAUUCUGGCUUUGUCUGUUGAAAAUCUGCCAUACUGUUGGCCUUCACAGAAAGAAGGAAUAUUCUUAUGAAUUCAUUGAAAACGGGAUCCUUCAAUUUUCUACAUCAAACAAAUUGGGGAAGUUGUUAAGGUAAUAUAUUGCACCUGAGGAAAGUUGAUGAAUACUUUAUCAGCCUCACAAUUUUGGUUUUUAAUUUUUAAUAAAUUGACAGGUUUUAGUAUUUCUGAUUUGACUUGAUGCACAAUGUCUUGUAGAUUGGCUUAAAUCUUCCAAUAUUUUAAAUUUAGAAAAUGAGACAAUAAAAUGUGAAAAUAGUUGGGGAUGAAUACUUUUUCAAGGCACUGUAUUUCUGCAGAAUUUCUAUCUUGGGCAGUAUUGAAUAGAAAAUAUUUGUAGUUGUAUUCAAAAGCAGUCAUAAAUUUUUGAGCAUCCACCUUGUGAACACUGCAGUAGACUGGUAAAAGCUACUUGAUUUAGUGCUGGACUGUUGUACUUUGCCUCAAAUUUGUCUGCAGAAACUGGAAAUGCGGCUUAAUCCCACAUUGUGCCUAAUUUUUACAGCUGCAUAAUAUCUGAAAUAAAAUCACUGCAACCGUUUAA